AUGUCUUUCCUCUUCGGUGGCCCCCCCAAGAUGUCCUCGGCAGAGAAGAUCUCUGCCGCAGAGACCGAAGUCGAGAUGGUCUCGGACAUGUUCAACCGCUUGACCGAAUCCUGCACCAAGAAAUGUAUCCCCAACGACUACCGCGAAGGCGACCUGAACAAGGGUGAAUCCGUCUGCCUCGACCGCUGCGUCGGCAAGUUCUUCGACGUCAACAUCAAGGUCAGCGAGAAGAUGCAGGGCGAUGCCGCCGGCAGACAGGGCGGCAUGGGUAUGGGA
Molecule: messenger RNA, 276 nt
Organism: Aspergillus glaucus CBS 516.65
Lineage: Eukaryota; Fungi; Ascomycota; Eurotiomycetes; Eurotiales; Aspergillaceae
Product: Tim10/DDP family zinc finger protein
Exons: 2
Biological process (GO): protein insertion into mitochondrial inner membrane
Cellular component (GO): mitochondrial inner membrane
Source: RefSeq, a predicted model, not a curated record